UCGCUACUAAAAUGUCUUUUUACAUUCCUUGGACUUGCAGUGCACGUUGCGGGCUAUUGUCAACGCUCGCGCCCUAUCAUGCCCCGUACGAUUCGGAUUGCAGCCGCCCAAGUGGGUGCCGUACAUCGGGACGAUGCUCGUUCAAAGACUCUGAUGCGCCUGAUAACUCUACUUCAUCAGGCUGCUCGACAAGAUGCCCAGCUCGUCUUGUUUCCAGAGUGCACAUUCACGACUUUCUUCCCCCGCCAUUUCAUGACCGACGAGGCAACCAUCGAGUCGUUCUUUGAGCAUGGCGACAUCACCGCCGCCGAGAACACUCGCGCUAUAUUCGACACUGCAAAACAGCUCUCAGUUGACAUAUGUAUCGGAUUUGCGGAAGCGACAGACGAUGGAGAACAUUACAACGCUUGCAUCUAUUACCAUGCCAAAACCGCAUCGAUUUUAUCGAAGUACAGAAAGAUCCAUCUCCCAGGUGAUUUUGAGCCAUUUCCGGAGCCAGACGCCGUCAACCAACUCGAGAAGCGGUAUUUCAAACCCGGAAACCUGGGGUUCAACGCAUUCCGUGUACCCGAUCUCACCGAGUCCAGCGAGGAGAACGGGGAACCGAUUUUCGGGAUGAUGAUUUGCAAUGACAGGCGAUGGGCAGAGUCUUGGAGAUGUCUGGGGCUACAGGGCGUCGAAGUAGUGCUCGCGGGAUACAACACCCCAGGUUGGGCGCCGCAGAUGUGGGGGUCGUCGUCUAGCCAGGACCCCGAAGAAGCACGCGAGGAGGCUAUAUUUCAGCAUAAGCUGGUGAUGCAGGCUCAUUCAUACACGAACGCGUGUUUCUCCGUCAGUGCGGCGCGGUGUGGGCUCGAUGAUGGGAAGUACGAUUUAAUAGGUGGUUCGAGUAUUGUUGGUCCGGACGGGAAGAUCAUCGCUGAAGCGAAAACUGAAGAAGACGAAGUGAUUAUAGCAGACUGCGACCUGGAUCUAUGCUCCCCUGGAAAGAAGCGAACAUUCGAUUUUGCACGACAUCGAAGAGUGGAGCACUACUCCAUCCUCACUUCCCAAACCGGUGUUGUAGAACCUCCCAAACUAUCCGCACCGUCCAACGACCCAGUCUCUACCCCUCAAAACUCAGACAGAAACACCCGCAGAUCGGUAUCAGGACCCGAACCUUCCUCAAAGAAGAUCCGCAUUCUUCUCUGCAACCCAAACGCGACCUCGUCCAUGACAAACGCUUGCCUGGACAUGGUCCGCCCAACACUUCCCCCGGAUGUCACCGUCUACGGCUUCACAGCCCCGAAACCCGCUCCAUCAGCGAUAGAGGGCAGUUUCGAUAACGUCAUGUCCUCAGCAGCGUCCGCGCGCGCCAUCAUCCCCAUCGCGCACGAGUACGACGCUUUUCUCGUAGCCUGCUACAGUGAGCACGCGCUCGUCAAGAUGCUCCGCGAAGAGCUCGCACAGCCCAUCAUCGGCAUCAUGGAAGCUUCUCUCUUUGCAGCCCGCACGCUCGGCAGCCGUUUCGGGAUCGUGGCUACGUCCCGUCGGUCGAGCUACACCAUGAAAGACGCCGUGAAGAGCUACGGUCUAGACAGCUUCUGCGCGGGCGUGCUGGAUUGCAAUCUCGGUGUUCUCGAGCUCGAAUCGAAGCCCGAAGAAGAGGUCCUUGCCAUCAUGUGUGAAGUGGGCAAGACGUUGGUGAAGCAAGGCGCUGAUGUGUUGGCUUUGGGGUGCGCUGGUAUGACGAAUAUGAAGACUGCGGUGGAGAAUGCGGUCGGGGAAGACGUACAGGUCAUUGACGGUGUGGUUGCUGGCGUUCAUCACUUAGCGGGUCUGUGUAGGAUGGGUACGAAGACGGCGAAGCGGGGGGCUUAUAUGAGCUCUGCGGAGCAGCGUGUGGCGAGGGGUCAAGAUUGGUACUAG
Messenger RNA from Periconia digitata, 1908 nucleotides. Lineage: Eukaryota; Fungi; Ascomycota; Dothideomycetes; Pleosporales; Periconiaceae. The record is from the annotation of a GenBank genome assembly.